UCUUUUUGUCAGCGCAAUUGAUCUAUAAAUAAAUUAAAAUAAUUUUAAUUAGAUAUUUUGGAUAUUUGCUAAGUUUUGCAGACAUUUACUACAAUUUUUCGUACUAAGCUCCAUAAAAUAUUUGAGUAUAUCGCCAAAAGCUUAGUCAACUAAUAACGUCCGUGAUUAUCUGCCAAACUUUUCUUUCAUUUUCGGAAAUGGUUAGUCCUACGAAAGCGAAGCAAUCUCCUUCCCCGUCGAAAAGGCGCCUGGAUGCGCAGAUGAAAACAUUGGAUAUGGAAUGUUCCCCCGAGAAACGGAAUAAAGAAAAUGAGGAGUUUAGGAACUUUGAUGAAGUGCAGUUUUUGGACUUGGUAAAGAGGAUUAUUAAAUAUGGUGAUGAGCGGAUUGAUCGUACCAUGGUGGGUACUCGAUCCAUUUUUGGCGCUCAAAUGCGUUUCGACUUACGGGACUCGUUCCCCCUGCUGACUACCAAGCGCGUCUUCUUCCGGGGAGUUGCCGAGGAGCUGUUGUGGUUUAUUGCUGGGAAGACAGAUGCGAAAAUCCUGCAGGAGAAGAAUGUACAUAUAUGGGAUGGUAAUAGCACACGCGAGUUUCUCGACAAAUGCGGCUACACGGAUCGUGAAGUUGGAGAUCUGGGUCCAGUUUAUGGCUUCCAGUGGCGUCACUUUGGAGCUAAAUAUCGGACGUGCCAUGACGACUACACCGGCCAGGGAAUUGAUCAGUUGAAACAGGUUAUCGAUACCAUACGUACCAAUCCGGCGGACCGUCGCAUCAUAAUGUCCGCCUGGAAUCCCAUGGAUCUAUCCCUGAUGGUACUGCCGCCAUGCCACUGUCUGGCCCAGUUCUAUGUGUCGCAGUCGCGUGGCGAAUUGUCCUGCCAACUAUAUCAGCGCAGCGCCGACAUGGGUCUGGGCGUACCCUUCAACAUUGCCUCCUAUGCCUUGCUGACCUACAUGAUAGCCCAUGUGACGGGCUUAAAGCCUGGCGAUUUUGUCCAUACGCUGGGCGACGCUCACGUAUAUAACAAUCAUGUGAGUCCCCUGCUGGAGCAGGUGAAACGAGAACCGCGUCCCUUUCCCAAACUUGUUAUCAAGCGUGAAACUUCGAACAUUGAGGAUCUUCGCUACGAGGAUUUCGAACUUCUUGGCUACAAUCCGCAUGGCAAGAUUCAAAUGGAAAUGGCCGUAUAAUUUAUUUUUUAAUCCAAUAACAAUGUAUAUACCAUGUAAACGUAAUAAAAUAAUUGGUAAUCUCAUAUUAACUCUUGUAAUACUCGUUCACGAAGUGAAAAUGGUAUUCGGCUUUUUAAAGCCGUAGACUUGAAAAUCGGAAUACAUAUCUUAAAAACUGUUGAAUAUGCCUAUCGGGGGCGUCGCAAAUUAAAAAACAUACUAUAUACCAAAUAUUUUCAGACAGACUAAUUAUGCAGGUGAAUCACUAUUUUUUUCACAGCUAACCCUAUGAUCAAUCA
Molecule: messenger RNA, 1474 nt
Organism: Drosophila hydei
Lineage: Eukaryota; Metazoa; Arthropoda; Insecta; Diptera; Drosophilidae
Product: thymidylate synthase
Exons: 2
Coding region: 198-1193 (331 amino acids)
Biological process (GO): dTMP biosynthetic process
Cellular component (GO): cytosol; mitochondrion
Molecular function (GO): thymidylate synthase activity
Source: RefSeq, a predicted model, not a curated record